UAUGUCUACAAUCGAAAAAGCUAUUUAGAAAUAAAGAAAAUUAAGCCACGAAUUCGAGUUCACACACAAUUCAACCGAAAUUGAUUCAAAUGCAUCAUUCUUUGAAGAAGAGAGAAGUUAAGAUUUUGAAUAUAGUGACUUAUCUUAAAAAGAAGACAUAUCAGAGAGUUGGGAAAUGUCCUCUAUUUGUACAGAAAAUGUAUACACAUGCUAUUUAAAAAAUUAGUCCAUUUUACCACCUUAAAGCUUAGAAAAUAUAACUAAUUUCAAUAGUAGUUGGCCCCAAUAUUCUUAAGUAGCACCUGUUAGAGAAGAAUUUGCCUAAAAAAGAUUUGAAGAUACCUGUAAAGGUAUAAAGAAUAAUAAUUUUUAAACUGGCAAGGGCAUUGCCAUUCACGUGCUUGGACAAGGAUCCAUAGGUAAAUCAAAUAAGAAAGGAAAAAAAUAAGCAAAAAGCAAUAAAAAACAAAUUCAGAAUCUUAAUAAUCAAAUAAAUAUAAAUAAUUAUAAUAUUUCAUAAGAUUAACAAUCAUAACAAUCGUAGUCCUCAAAUUUUAAUUCCAAUUCAUAAUUAGUUUCUUAAUAGAAUAAAUAAAUUUGUUAGAAUUAAAAAGUUAUAUUAGCAUAUCUAAUGGUUGAAAGUGAUGUAUUAAAACAAGCCUAACAAAGAGCUUAAAACUUUAUUUAAAAAUAUAUGCCAAAUAAUAAUAAUAAAGAGCUUUAAAUUAAUAUUUAGGAGGCCUAUAAAAUUAUGUUACUUCCAGAUUAGAUCAUUGGGUAGCUUGUGUAAGUUCUAAGUUAAGAAGAACUUCAGAUGUAGCGAAAUUUGGCUCUGAAUCGACUGAAUUUACAACGUAAUAAUCAUCCAUUAGCUGCCAAGGCGGCAGAUAAGAUAAGGAUGCAUUUUAAAAAUAGUAAUUGAG
Molecule: messenger RNA, 923 nt
Organism: Paramecium pentaurelia
Lineage: Eukaryota; Ciliophora; Oligohymenophorea; Peniculida; Parameciidae
Source: the annotation of a GenBank genome assembly